Saprolegnia diclina VS20 is the source of this 2595-nucleotide messenger RNA. RefSeq lists its product as hypothetical. The transcript has a single exon. The record is from RefSeq and is a predicted model, not a curated record. Lineage: Eukaryota; Oomycota; Saprolegniomycetes; Saprolegniales; Saprolegniaceae. The coding region runs from base 1 to 2595 and encodes 864 amino acids.
AUGCUCAAGCUCGCCACGUCCGCCCUUUCGUACCAUGCCUGCAGCGUGAAGCGUCCAGCACCGAUCACCGUCCCUCAUAUCCGCGUCCAAGGGCUUGACGAAGAGCUUCUUUGGCCGCUGCCGCCGCAUCAAGUGGCGGCGCUGCAUGCUCUCUAUUCCAGUGGCACCUCGAUCGUGAUCCUGUGCGACAUGUUGUUCGAGGCCGACUCGGACGCGAUCUACGAACACGAGGACGACGCCGACUUGGACGGCGUCGUGGAUCGUCUCGAUCAGAGCGACCGGGCGGUCAUUAUUGCGCUCGACAAGCUCGUCAUCGACACGACGGGCGACGCGGAGGCGUGGAAGCCGAUGAGCACGCAUGCAAGCCUCUUUGGCACCAUGGCGGUCACGCUGCCGUCGGACGCGGUCGGCGGCGCCGUCACCAUUUCGUAUGAAAACCGGACGACGUCGUGGGACACGGUUGAUGACUGCGUGCUUGGCUUUCACGACACUUGCUCGGUGCACGUGGCCCCCAUCACGUCGGGCGCGCGCACGACGCUCUUCAUCCGGGUCGCGAUUCAACUACGGGGCAGCGACGACGACGACGAUGACGAUGACGAUGACAACGACGACGACGACGAUGACGACGAGAGGGAUGAGACGCCAAUGCUUCUUCCCACGCGCGCGGAGAUGAUGGACGCUGUCGCCGCGACCCACACGUACAAGUGGGUCGUCAUCGACAUGCGUAUUGAUAACCGUGGUGCGUCCUCGUCGUGUUCGCUGGACGCCAUGACUGGCUGCCUGCGCAACGCGGUCGAGUACCUCGUGUCGACAGGCGUCCUGGACGUUGCGUUCGUCUAUCCCAACGAGGUAUCGCAAAAUGUGUUGUUCCACCCGGCGUGCCAUGUCCCGGCCUCGGUCGUCGCUGCCGCCACCCGCAAGCGCCUACAGCGCUUUACGUUCAGGGAGCUCAACAUGGCACGUGGACAGAUCACCAUGGUGUUUUGGCCCAAGGCGCACCGCGUGUACUUUGUCGGGCUCGAAACUGCAAUCUCGCUCUUGACGUCGCACGUCGCCGGUGGCAGCACCGACUUGGUCGGGUUCGCGACAUUGCGCGAGUUGGCGUCGGCAACGAUCCACACGCUCUGUAAAGCCACCCGUGCACUGCUCGAUCUCCGCAUGACCUCGGACGACUGGGCCAACCUCAGCGCUUUUGUCGUCAACCAUGGCGACGUCGAUCUUGCAAUGGAUUUUCUCUGGCACGUGGGCGACCACUAUUGGAAGUUCGGCGCGCUAACGAUUCGUCGCGACUGGCUCCGUGUUCUCGUGGCGCGCUGCGGGUGGCGCACAGUACUUGGACCUUUUAUUCGCAUCAUCCAGCGCUCCUACUCCUACUCAUACGCCGGUACGAUGCUCAUGGACUUGGUCGCGGGUCUUGUCGAGAACAACCGCCUUUGCGUGCGGCAGCACCACGCGACCGAGUUUCUUGCCUCGGCGCUCGAAGAGCUUCUUCAAGUAUUCCUGUGCCAGUCCGGCAAUUUUCUCCAAAAUGCGCUCUGUGUGUCCUUGUGCUUGACAGCCGAGUCGGCCGAUCCACUUGUCGGAGGUGCCUUGGCGCAGCGCCUCCCAUUGCCUCUCGUCGAACACAUCGACAGCUUUGGGGCGCCGCGCUAUACGCUUGCAGACGCCCUUUUGUGGUACAGAAGCUCCUUUCAGUAUGCGCUGCCAUCCGUUCUCUUGGCGCUUCUGCCGUCGUUUGGGGUGCUAGCACUCCAGCCGUUCAUCACCAUCGCCCUUCAACUAUUCGGCCCAUCCGAGUACACGUUGUACGACAAUGGGAUCGUGGCACUACUGCAGCUCACACACGGUACGACAAGCUUUGACGCUGCGUUAGACAUUGCAUUGGCAAGCAACAUGAAGACGGCCCACUGGACGCGAUUCCUCCAAACAACGGCGUUGCAACUCGCACCGGCGCAUGCCGCGCGGCUUCUGGCCCACGUCACGGCCCGAUUUGAUGCCACGGUCGUGACCCCACUACACGACACGGACGAAGUUUGCAAACUGACGUCGGACGCGCCCGGCGCGGUCUGGAUCUGCGCCCAUUUCGAUGACACGCCGGGUCUGGCGGAGCUGCUGGCGUAUGCCAAGGCCCUCGAAGCUGCGCACGAAGCACCCAUCACGGUCAUCAUGGACGUUAUCGUACCCUUCCACGACCAGGCCGUGAACGCUGGGCAUUCCGACUUUGCUCGGACGCUUGCAGCGAUUGGGUUGCCGCAACUGACGGCGCGACUGGCGGCGCUAUCGGCGCCGACGAUCGCCCGCGAACGAUCGUCCAAACGAUGCCGAUGGUGUCCGCGCUACUGCGACGAGGUCGCAGAUUUUGCACGGAGCUCGAGACGGGUGAUGUAUGUGAGCGACAAGGUGGCGCGCACCAUGUGUGUGCCGUUGCGACGGUAUCCUGAGCACGUGGGCGACGUUUGUUGGGCCGAGUUGAGGAACAACCAGUUGGUGCUGGUCAACAACACGGACGAGCUUGUGGCCAAGAUGCGCGACGCCGCAACGCGCCUCGAGUCGAGUCUUACGCGACCGCCAAAGCGCCCGUGUAGUUGCUGGUAA